AUGCACAGACGCGAUCAGGCUUUAUAUGAAUCGGUAAUUCCCGUAGAUGUGCUCUGGGCAUUCAAUCUACUGACACUAGAAUGGAGAAGAUACCGAUUUCUCAAUCAGGCUCCUUCCGGUUUGGCUUCAUUUUCACUCGUCCCAAUUGAGCCACAUCACUCGGAUGUCUUAUUUUUUGGAGGAUCUGGACCACGUUUUGGUCGCACUUCAUCCAAUGAUCUUUACAGACUUUGCGCUUUUGCUUAUGGUGGUAAACCUGGAAGUUAUUAUGUUGUUGGAGGGUCUGACGGCAUCAAUUUUGAUAUGGAAAUUUAUUCUCUUCAAUAUCAGAUUUCCGAAGAAAAUCCAAAAUGUUCAUGGAAAUGGAAACAUCUAAACAAGGAUAUGGUGCCGUUUUUAUUUCUUGAGGCAUUUGAUUUAGAAAAGAAUUUAAACAAACGUGCUAUUUGCAACGGCAACGAAAAUGGUGAAUAUCCAUUGCCCAGAAAAUGCCAUUCCUUAUCAAGAUUUGGACGUGAUGUGAUAAUUUGUGGUGGAGUUCACUCGACAGAAACUGGGCGACAAAAAAUUCUUGAUGAUGUUUGGAUUCUGAAUUUGGACACGAUGACGUGGCGAAAAUAUCCAUUCAAGCUUAAAGUGCCGGUGUUCUUUCACGAUUCAGCGAUUACAAGCGACGGAUGUCUUCUGGUGUUCGGCGGUGUUCUUGAUGAGAAAAAUUGGACACGUACAAAUGUUCUACAGCACGCAUUCAUUUGCCCUCCAAAAAUGGAGAGAUGGGCAAUGUUUGAAUAUCUUCACCAAAGAAUACACAAAUUGUCGUGGACGCAAAAAUUUGAUCUACAAUAUUCAACAUCAUUUCCAAUAUUUAUUAUGAAAUUUUUGGAGCAAGAAACGGAUGAGCUGAUAAAUGAGCGUCUCAAUGAUAUUUUUAAUCGCGGCAUCCAAAUUAAGCUGCAAAUGGAUUAUCCGGUUAGAUUGAAUCGAAAUCAUUUGUUCAAGGUGAAACUCAAAAUUCCGUUUGUUAUAAAUCGAUUGUCUGAUUUCAGUAUCGAAGCUGCAUUCCUAGAAGCAAAUGUGCCAAGUGAGCAAGUUCGGGAAGAGAUUGAGAAGCUUGAUGAAAUUUGGAAUAUUGUGGUUUUUAACACAAUUGGUCAUUUUCGCGAUUUGCGAGAAUUUGGAAGAAACGCUCAAGCCCCCGAUCAAGAUCGAAACAGGCAUGAUGGAUUUGAUAAUUUUAUUGGAGAUGAACCACCGCCACCACCGCAGUAA
Messenger RNA from Caenorhabditis bovis, 1269 nucleotides. The record is from the annotation of a GenBank genome assembly. NCBI's taxonomy places the organism in Eukaryota, Metazoa, Nematoda, Chromadorea, Rhabditida, Rhabditidae.